AUCCCCUAGAACCACUAUGUCAUCAGAUGACAAAGAUAAAAAAUAUUCGUAAAUUCAUUUUUAUGUUAAUAAUUACAAGAAGUUGAUUUUCUGCAAGCAAAACGAAUCAAAACCAUGUGUUUUCUUUCCUUAACGAUGUAAUUUCAGUGUUGUUAGCUCUUUAAAUUUGAAAAAGUGUCCCAGUUGUGAAGUUAAGGUUAAGUUGUGACAAUGUCGAGACAACAAGAGACUCCCGGAGGUUACAUGGACGGUGUCAGAGUGAAAAUAUCAGAAAAAUAUAAGCCCCCUCCACGAAUAGGGCUUGCAAUGUCCUACGCACAAAGACUCUCUUUGAACAAACAAAUCCAAGAUACGAUACCGCACUACGAGUUUGUUCUAGAAAAGACUGUUAUAGAAAAAAUGAAGGAGUGGAGAACUGCUAGAUCUGUGAUGUUUCAACAAUUGAAUGAGCGAUUAGAGAAGGCGAGAGAGGAGAGAAAGCGACAAGACGAACUAAACGACUAUCAACUUGAAGAAGAGAUCGAAGUUUCAACCCCUAGUCAAUGUUACCAACAAAAUCAAUCAAUGUUGAUGCCUAUCAAAGCCACCUAUUCUACUAUACUAACCCCCGCGAGUCAAACAGAUAAAAGUCCGUUUAAUAUCUCUGAUUUUGAAGCAGACACUUCAAGUCCGUUCGAUAACAUGGAGUUAAAGUCAAUCAACGAUUUGGAAGAGUUAGCGCAAGUUUUAAAAGGAGAAGAAUCUAAACCCGUGAAUUACUCAACGCCGUCUAGCACUAAUCUAGCUUAUCCAAUGGUGGGGCCGAGUAACUACACUUAUAGCAUUCCUAGUUCCACCAGUUACGUCCCAUCGUCACUUUACUCAAACCACAACGGCUACUACUACCCCCCUGAGACGAUACAAGCCUACAACCCCCCCUACCAACCUGAAACUAAGUAUAGUUGUUCACCUCAAGACUAUAAAAGUAUACCAGAUAUUAUGAAGACUUUACAAAACGAACUCGAUAAUACGCAUAUAGACAAUACGCGGAAUAGAACUGACGUUUUUCCUAAACGAAGCGAUGAUUCCACCGACGAAUUUACUUCUUUACCAAAGAAUAUGCAAGAUUUGUCAAAGUCGAUCAGUUCGAUGGGAUUCCCCCUGUCCAGGGUCGCCCGAGUGUGCAAAAUACUAGGCAAUGACCAGAAAAAGGUGGUGGAGCAUUUGUUGGCAAUGUCCGAUUUGCUAGAUUUAGGAUUCCCCGAGAAUAGAGUAUCGAAAGCCCUCCUUGAAUGCGAUAACGAUAGAGAUAAAGCUUUGGACAUUCUUAUUUCGUAGCACCUAUCACGUGGCUGUGGCGAUGUUUAAUCAUGUUAUUUAUAAUUAUUUAUUUGUAAAUAUUCAAUCGUGAGGUAAGAAGCGGAUCUGCAAUAAAACCUAUAUUGUGUAAUGUUAAAUAGUUAUUUCUUUCAGUAUUUUGAAUACUCGCGAUGAAAAGUGCAUUUUUCCUUGGUGAUUGUACCAGUUUUAUAUUUUAAGCUUUUAUAAACAUCUGUACGAUUAUCAGAAAAUACUCAAGAUUAUAAAUAAAUACAUAGUUAAUUUAUCUGUAGUUUUU
Tribolium madens (black flour beetle) is the source of this 1597-nucleotide messenger RNA. RefSeq lists its product as uncharacterized. The coding region runs from base 211 to 1317 and encodes 368 amino acids. The transcript is spliced from 3 exons. Gene Ontology annotation, cellular component: ESCRT I complex. Gene Ontology annotation, molecular function: ubiquitin binding. NCBI's taxonomy places the organism in Eukaryota, Metazoa, Arthropoda, Insecta, Coleoptera, Tenebrionidae. Gene Ontology annotation, biological process: ubiquitin-dependent protein catabolic process via the multivesicular body sorting pathway. The record is from RefSeq and is a predicted model, not a curated record.